GCCCCGCUACCGACCGCACGUCUGGGCCAGCCGCCCCUCGGCCGCGGUUUGCCUGCCCGUCCGCCUCCUCUCCGCAGUCCCCCGGCCACCGAGUCCCGGGGACAGGAGAAGCCGGGAGGAGCGACACCACGCCCGCCUCGGUCCACGACCUGGGACCCGUCUGCCCCUCACCUGACAGAUUACCUACAAUGAUGAAAUGAAGUAACUCAAGAUGAGCAAGUUAAAAGUGAUAUCAGAGAAGAGCCUUACCAAUAAUUCUCGGAUCGUGGGACUCCUGGCUCAGCUGGAGAAGAUCAAUACUGAAUCUGCAGAAUCAGAUACUGCCCGAUAUGUUACAUCAAAAAUUCUUCAUCUGGCUCAAAGUCAAGAAAAGACAAGGAGAGAAAUGACAGCCAAGGGUUCUACAGGAAUGGAAGUUCUGCUGACAACACUAGAGAACACGAAAGAUCUUCAAACUACACUUAAUAUCUUAAGCAUUCUUGUUGAGCUGGUGUCAGCUGGUGGAGGUCGAAGAGCGAGUUUCUUGGUUGCCAAAGGUGGUUCACAAAUAUUGUUGCAAUUACUUAUGAAUGCCAGCAAAGAAUCUCCCCAGAAUGAGGAGUUAAUGGUGCAGAUUCAUUCUAUUCUUGCAAAGAUUGGACCGAAAGACAAAAAAUUUGGAGUGAAAGCUAGAAUUAAUGGGGCUCUGAAUAUAACCCUGAAUUUGGUCAAACAGAAUUUGCAGAAUCAUCGCUUGGUUUUGCCUUGUCUUCAGCUUUUACGAGUAUAUUCUGCCAAUUCUGUGAAUUCAGUAUCCUUAGGGAAAAAUGGAGUUGUGGAACUGUUGUUUAAAAUCAUUGGACCAUUUAGUAAGAAGAAUUCGGGUCUCAUGAAGGUUGCUUUAGACACUCUUGCUGCAUUGCUAAAAUCAAAAACAAACGCCAGGAGAGCUGUAGACAGAGGAUAUGUCCAAGUCCUUUUAACAAUUUAUGUAGAUUGGCACCGCCAUGAUAACCGGCAUAGAAACAUGCUCAUUCGGAAAGGAAUUUUACAGAGUUUAAAAAGUGUUACAAACAUCAAGUUGGGAAGAAAAGCAUUUAUAGAUGCCAAUGGGAUGAAAAUUCUUUAUAACACUUCACAAGAAUGUUUGGCAGUUAGGACCCUUGAUCCUCUUGUCAACACCUCCAGUCUAAUAAUGAGGAAGUGUUUUCCAAAAAAUCGCCUGCCGCUCCCAACAAUUAAAAGUUCUUUCCAUUUCCAGCUGCCAGUUAUCCCCGUGACGGGGCCUGUGGCCCAGCUCUAUAGUUUGCCCCCUGAAGUGGACGACGUAGUGGAUGAAAGUGAUGACAAUGAUGAGCUUGACUUAGAAGCCGAAAAUGAAACUGAAAAUGAAGAUGAUGUAGAUCAGAAUUUUAAGAAUGAUGAUAUUGAAACGGAUAUUAACAAACUAAAACCCCAGCAGGAACCAGGACGAACGAUAGAAGAACUUAAAAUGUAUGAACACCUUUUCCCUGAGCUUGUUGAUGAUUUUCAGGACUAUGAUUUAAUCUCCAAAGAACCAAAGCCUUUUGUAUUUGAGGGGAAGGUACGUGGCCCUAUUGUUGUUCCUACAGCGGGAGAGGAAGCUUCUGGGAAUUCAGGCAGUUUAAGAAAAGGAGUCGUAAGGAAGGCAAAUGUGUCUCCUAAAGGAGAUGAAGGUGAUAAGAAAUCUGCCUGUAUGGAUCUGGCAAAAGAAGAUGUGAAAGAUAACGGGAGAACAUCACAACAUCAGCCGGGUGAUCAAAAUAGAACUGGGUCUUGCGCCCAGGGCUUAAACCAUGAUAUUGUGAAGGCACUGGACCGAAUUACACUGCAGAACCUUCCUUCUCAGACAGCCCCGGGUUUUACCGCCGGAGGGAAGAAGGACUACGGUCUCCCUCUCUCCGUCCUCACGUGCACUAAAGCUUGUCCACACAUGGCUGCUUGUGGAAAUGUUCUGUUUGAGGGAAGAACAGUGCAGCUAGGGAAGCUCUGUUGUACUGGAGUUGAAACUGAGGAUGAUGAAGAUACGGAGUCUACUUCAUCAGUGGAGCAAGCAUCAGUGGAAGUCUCAGAUGGACCCACACUCCACGACUCAGAUCUCUAUAUUGAGAUUGUGAAAAAUACAAAGUCAGUCCCAGAGUAUUCAGAGGUGGCUUAUCCUGAUUAUUUUGGUCACAUUCCACCUCCAUUCAAAGAACCUAUCUUAGAAAGACCUUAUGGUGUACAGAGGACAAAAAUUGCCCAAGAUAUUGAGAGGCUAAUACAUCAGAGUGAUAUCAUAGAUCGAGUGGUAUACGACUUAGAUAAUCCAAAUUACACUAUUCCAGAAGAAGGAGAUAUUUUGAAGUUUAACUCCAAAUUUGAAUCUGGGAAUCUGCGCAAAGUAAUUCAAAUUAGGAAAAAUGAAUAUGAUCUUAUUCUGAACUCAGAUAUAAAUAGCAAUCAUUAUCAUCAGUGGUUUUACUUUGAAGUCAGUGGAAUGCGACCGGGUGUUGCUUACAGGUUUAACAUCAUUAACUGUGAAAAAUCCAACAGUCAAUUUAAUUAUGGUAUGCAACCACUCAUGUAUUCAGUUCAGGAAGCAUUAAAUGCCAGACCAUGGUGGAUUCGUGUGGGAACCGACAUUUGCUAUUAUAAAAAUCACUUCUCAAGAAGUUCAGUUGCUGCAGGUGGGCAAAAGGGAAAAUCCUACUAUACCAUUACAUUCACUGUCAGUUUUCCACAUAAAGAUGAUGUUUGCUACUUUGCUUAUCAUUAUCCAUACACAUAUUCAACUUUACAGAUGCAUCUUCAAAAAUUGGAAUCAGCACACAAUCCUCAGCAAAUCUAUUUUCGAAAAGAUGUGUUAUGUGAAACCCUGUCUGGAAACACCUGUCCCUUGGUGACUAUAACUGCAAUGCCAGAGUCUAAUUAUUAUGAACAUAUCUGUCAAUUCAGAAAUCGCCCUUACGUUUUCUUAUCUGCUCGGGUACAUCCUGGAGAAACGAAUGCAAGUUGGGUAAUGAAAGGAACAUUGGAGUAUCUCAUGAGUAAUAACCCUACUGCUCAGAGCUUACGAGAAUCCUAUAUUUUUAAAAUUGUCCCGAUGCUAAACCCAGAUGGUGUUGUCAAUGGAAAUCACCGCUGUUCUUUAAGUGGAGAGGAUCUGAACAGACAGUGGCAAAGUCCAAAUCCAGAUUUACAUCCUACGAUAUACCACGCUAAGGGGCUGCUACAGUACCUGGCCGCCGUGAAGCAUUUACCACUGGUAUAUUGUGAUUAUCACGGCCACUCCCGAAAGAAGAAUGUAUUUAUGUAUGGCUGCAGCAUCAAGGAGACGGUAUGGCACACCAGUGCUAAUGCAGCUUCGUGCGAUGUCGUGGAAGAUGUAGGAUACAGGACUUUGCCUAAGAUCCUGAGCCAUAUCGCUCCAGCAUUUUGCAUGAGCAGCUGUAGCUUUGUAGUGGAAAAAUCUAAAGAAUCCACAGCACGUGUUGUAGUUUGGCGGGAGAUAGGCGUACAAAGAAGCUAUACCAUGGAAAGUACUUUGUGUGGCUGUGAUCAGGGAAAAUACAAGGGCUUACAGAUUGGUACUCGAGAAUUGGAAGAGAUGGGAGCAAAAUUUUGUGUUGGUCUGUUACGUUUGAAGAGAUUGACAUCCCCAUUGGAAUAUAAUCUGCCUUCCAGCCUGCUUGACUUUGAAAAUGACUUGAUUGAAUCAAACUGCAAAGUAACUAGGAAACUUGGCAGCUCUGAACUCCAAUUUUUGCCACCAAUCCUUUGAAUUGCUGAAAGCUCUGAUGACUUCUCUGCCUCUUAGCAGCUGCCCUUGCCUGGCCUUGAUUCCCUCUGGACUUUGCCCCACGCACCUUUUCUCUUGGUUGAUUUUGCUUUGUAUCCUUUCACUGUAAUAAGUUGUGGCUGUUAAUACAACUGCGUGUCGAAUCCUGUAAAUCUUGCUAGCAUGUCACCAAACCAGGGGUGGCCUUGGGACCCCCAACACACAUACCCAUUCUGAGUUUCUGUUAAGUUCAGUUAUUAUCUCCAAGAUUUUUGUGUCCUAUUGAGAAUGAACAGAGAUAGAUGAUAAUGUAACCCUUUUUCAUAUGUGUGUAAACCCAGGCUCAGAGAUGAAUUAACCUAAGAUGACCCGUGUGGUAAUUCCCCAUAAAACCAGGAAUUGUGCCCACGUCUAACCCAGAAUUCCCCUGUACUUUCGUUGUGUCUUGCAUCUUCCAGAUGACUAAGCUGACUUACUAAAAAGGAAUGGCUUCAGCUUUUGAAGCUGUCCUGAAUUAUUGGGAAGCUUAACUGUUUAACCCUUUCAUUAUGUAUAAGGAAUGGUUUUAGAUCAGUAGUGAAAUUAAGUUGGAGGUUAGUGACUUAAUGACUGUUUUUUGAAGGCAGCUUAGUUAUAUAUCAAAGUAUCAGUAAAUUAACAACUUUCUUUCCUUUUUUGCCCCCCAAAUGGGUGUCCUCUUAUUAGAAAUUCUAACUCUGUGUGUGGGUGUGCAUGUGUGCAGGAAUGUUAAAAUACUUAUGUAUGCACUGUGAUCAAUUAAGACUGACAAAAAUUGUUACUUGUAUUUUCUAUGGAUAAUUGUUUGCUAUGUGAUAUUUAGUAGAUGCCAAAUCUCUUAUGAUCUAGUAAUCAAAUGAUAUAAAUAGAACAUUCUCUAAUAUUUAGGGAGAUAGAGAUUUUUCUUUCACCUGAGACGUGAUAUUUCAAUACAAGAAAGACAUAAUUGGCAAGUCACAAAUUGCUAAUUUGGACAAUGGAAUAUUUUUCUCUUUGUGUAUCAAUUUCAGAAAUUCUCCCCCAGGGUGUCUUCAUCGUGCUGUCUAAAAACAGUAGUUUAGUCUCAAGUAACCUAGUCACAAUAGUAAGGCAGUGUUUUUAGUCCUAGUGGCUUGGGGGGUGGCUUAUUUAUUGCCUGACCUCUUUAGGAAAUGACAAAGAUCAAUUAACUUUUUUCUUUAACAGGUUUUAUUAAUUUCAUAAUAACAUUUUAUAUUUGUACAACUUACAUUGUUGGCUUGUUGGCACCAUGGCUUCUUAUAAAGAGUAGAGCAGACAGUUGUUUAGGGCCUGCAAUGUGUCAAGCACUUUUGGGAGGUAACAGGAGGUACUAAGAUGGGUAAGUCACAGUUCCUGACCUUAAGGUGCUUAGAAGGAGACAGACCCACAUAACGGAAGUGAUUGGAUGUAAUGUGCAGGGUACAAAGGGAAUACAGAGAAAGGACACUUACCCCAUGGGGGGCUUUCAUAAUGGAAGAACCUCUGAAGAUGAGCCUGAGCUGCAGUUUGAAAGAAAUGUGAGUCGUUGGGAGAAGUGGGAAGUAGGUCCCAAGCAGGGGAAGGAAUGUCCGUCCGUGAAGAUUUGUCGUGUAUUCCCGGAAGCGGUUCUGAGAUUUAUUGGCAGGAUUUGCUUGCUGAGAACUGUGGUUUUAUGACUCCCUGAGCAGAUGAUUUGGGGACUACAAAUGGUGCAGGCUUGGUGGGGAGAGUGGUGAGUCCCGUUGUGAACUACACUUGAGGUACAUGUAAGAUAGCCAUGCACAGUAUCCACAGUGCAAGUUCAAGGGUGAAGUCAGGGCUAGAAAUUUGGAUUUGGAAAUGAUCAGAAUGCAAAUUAAAAUGUGUGAGCUUACUCAAAGAGGGCAUGCAUAUGUGAAAACAUUUGGCUAAGAGAGCACUUUAAUAGGCACCUAUUUUUGAGGCAUACAUGGAGGAUGAGGAGCAGUUAUCAGCAGGGAGGAGGGACAGAGGGGGAUGAAGCACACCAGAGGAGAAGAGUAUUGGAAUUUCUACCAGUUAAGUACAACAGAGAGAUCUAGAAACAAUGGGCUGGAGAGUGGCAACUAGAAUACCAGUUGGAAGGCUACUUUCAGUGGAGUGAUGGGGGUUGUAAUCUGUUCCCUUUGUCUAGGGAUUCCCCCAGGUCUUUAACCCCUAGGCCUACUCAUUGCUCAUCAAGAGCCCUGAUGGCCCCUUCACCAUUGCUGGAUGGACUCUGUAUUUCAGCCAGAGUGUAGACCUUAAUGAAGCAGAGGCUAGGAAGGUGACUUUCUUAGGACCUGCAGAAGCAGGCAUCAAAGUUUGAGUUACAGGAAUGGAAUUAGAAUAUGAAACCCAUCCACUCCAGGUAUGGUGAUGGAGGAUGCCAGAACAUGGACGAAGUUUAUGUCACAGCAUAUGCAGGAGCCAAGAAUCAGGAAUUAACAGGUUCAAAUUCUUUUCUGAACAUUUCUUAUUAUGGGAUUUAUUUUAAAUUUCCAGGCACUUUGCCUUCCAGAUUAAAAAAAAUGCUUAUCAGCAUCUGAUUGCUCCAAGGCUCCUUGAUGUCUAAGAGCUUUUUUUUGUGCUUGAUCUUGAGCAUUUUAUUACUUCUAAAUCAUGGUUCUUCUGUUUCCUCAGCUUAUAAUACUGUCUCCUAGCUUAUAAAAGUAGACUUUUUCUUUAAACCUUUUCUCUUAGUUCAGAUUGAUCAAUGUUCUAGUAUUCAGCUGCCCAUGUAGAACUAAGUCCUUGCUCUGACUUCAGUGUAGUGGCUGGGCUUCCUGCAACCAGCUUCCUUUAUGCCAGUCUGUGUUCCAUAGACUUCCUGAACAAUGCUUGCCCGCCCACCCACCGCGUGGAUUUUGUGCUCUUCCUAGCCGUUGGGAGUCCCCGCGAUGCUGUGAGUAAAGGCAGCGCUCUGGUGCCUCCUCACCGUGGAGCCUCUGUAGUCAUGGUUGGUGUCCUCAGCCCCUGUGCCAGCAGAGUACAUGGCCUUUGAGCAAACCUGCCUCCUCCCUUGCAUUCCCCUGAGCCCUUCUUCUUGUUAGGAUAGUCUCCAGGAGGAAAGUAAGCAAAUUUCUCUCCUUACUUCUUUACCCCAUCCUUUGCUUUAGCUGAAGCCUCCAUCUUUUCUAAGAGUCCAUUCGUAGGCUUCCAUGUAUGCUGUGAUUCACCUGGGACACCCUGAAAAUGUGAGACCCCAAACUCAAGAAGGAGGAAUGAAUUAUUGUUUUUCAAAAGAAAGAAAGAGCAUAAUGGUCGUUUGAAAAGGCAAUUUUUUUUUUGCCUUUUAAUCUCACACUUUUUCUAAAGACCUAGCAGCAUCAUGAUAAAUGUUUUAGUUGCAUAAUUGAACGCCAUGAAAUGGUUCUUGUGAAUGUCAGAUAGGUGGUAAAGUCUCACAUCGUCCUUCGAGCCCCGAGCUGGCUUAUCGGGAUGGCUGCAUCACAGCGUGAGCUCUGAACUUUUAAAGAAGUUUGCUAUGUAAGAUCAAGGUGGUUUCACAAUCUAUUCUAAAUGAGCGAGAUAAAAACAACUCUAGGAAAAAAAUGAUAAUCUCACCAGAUGAGUUUUGCUUUCUCAUUUCAGAAACUGAGAACCACGUAAUCCGUUGACUAGGCUUUCCUGCCUGAACUUCUAGGUGUCUGAACCGAACUGAGUAUUCAGUGCAGGACUUCUUUCACACGAGCCGCCGAAUGACAUUUGUUUCUCUGUUCAUUUUAACAUUCCCUUUUUAUUGUCAGAUUUUGUGGCUUUUAAUUGCAUCCAUGAUAGGAAAUUCUUUUUGGAAGCAGGUGGGGUAUAAAUAGACAUACAUAUGUGUGAAAUUAAGGUAGUUUUGGUCACAAAAUGGGGACAUUGAAAUGUUUCUGUAGUGUUUCUUUGAUAACACUGUGUGUGGGGGUGUGCACAUGCCUGUGUAUAGAAAUCUCCCAAGUGGGGAGAAACCCGAAUACUGUGAUUUUUUUUUUUUUUUGAAGAGAAUAGUGGAAAGGUUGUCGUUAUCCCAAACAACCUACCUAAUGAAAUAUUCAGGAGCACUUAGUGCUUUUAAGCAAAUAUCUUAUUCUGUGUCUCAAGGGAAAGUAAUUAAUCUGGGUGUGGAGCGUUCACUUGUUUUUCAUUUUUAUUCUUGACCAAUCAAAACUGGAAGGAUGAGAGCAUGGGCUGUUUUUAUGGCAAAUAAUCAUUGUAUAGACUUAGAAUAAGUGGUUUUAGUGUUUAAAUACCACAGUUUCUUGUAAUGGAUGAAUUAUAUGAUAAAUAAAAUAAAGUUUAUUGAAAUGGUC
Molecule: messenger RNA, 8049 nt
Organism: Suricata suricatta (meerkat)
Lineage: Eukaryota; Metazoa; Chordata; Mammalia; Carnivora; Herpestidae
Gene: AGTPBP1
Product: ATP/GTP binding protein 1
Exons: 26
Coding region: 212-3763 (1183 amino acids)
Biological process (GO): protein side chain deglutamylation; C-terminal protein deglutamylation; proteolysis
Molecular function (GO): metallocarboxypeptidase activity; zinc ion binding
Source: RefSeq, a predicted model, not a curated record